Agelaius phoeniceus (red-winged blackbird) is the source of this 885-nucleotide messenger RNA. NCBI's taxonomy places the organism in Eukaryota, Metazoa, Chordata, Aves, Passeriformes, Icteridae. The record is from RefSeq and is a predicted model, not a curated record.
AGCGGGGCUGCGGCCCCCGGUGUCCCCGCGGGAGCCGCCAGGGGGCGCUGCGGCGGGGCGGGUGCGCGCGCACGCGGUGCGCCAUGGCGGUGGCGGCGGCGGCGGCGGGACGGGCCCUGCCGGGACGGGCCCUGCCGGGACGGGCCCUGCCGGGGCUCCCGCUGCUCCCGGCCCGCGCCUGCGAACACGCGGCGGGCUGGGACCGGCGGGAGCGCUCCUACUGGCGGGCGCUGCGGCGCCGGGUGCUGGGCCCGCCCGUGCCGCCGUUCGCCGCCCCGGUGCAGGUGGGAGCCCCGGUGCUGCGCGGCGCCGCCGCCGCCGUGUCCCCGGAGCAGCUGGGCGGCCCCGAGCUGCGGCGGCUGGCGGCGGCGCUGGCGGCCGGGCUGCGGGGCCGGCCGUGCCUGGGGCUGAGCGCUCCGCAGCUCGGGGUGCCGCUGAGGGUCUUCGCCGCGGAGCUGCCGCCCGCCCGCUGCGCCCGGUACCCGCCGGCGCUGCGCCAAGCGCACCGCAUCGAGCCCUUCCCGCUCCGCGUCCUCGUCAACCCCGCCAUCCGCGUCCUCGACACCCGCCUCGUCACCGGCCCCGAGGGCUGCGCCAGCGUCCACGGCUUCUCCGCUUACGUCCCGCGGCACUGGGCCGUCCAUGUCUCCGGUGUGGACGAGCUGGGGGUGCCGGUGAGCUGGGAGGCGGUGGGCUGGGCUGCCCGGAUCAUCCAGCACGAGAUGGACCACCUGGAUGGGAUCCUCUACAUCGACCGCAUGGACACCCGCACCUUCACCAACGUGGGCUGGAUGGAGCUGCUGGACUGAGCCUGGGCAAAGAACCAGCGCAGCUCUGGGGGCUCCCACUCAGCUUUAUUGCAGCCAAUACAGACCUGUGGCCUCA